Molecule: messenger RNA, 5597 nt
Organism: Cryptotermes secundus
Lineage: Eukaryota; Metazoa; Arthropoda; Insecta; Blattodea; Kalotermitidae
Gene: Cad86C
Product: cadherin-86C
Exons: 20
Coding region: 213-5435 (1740 amino acids)
Biological process (GO): homophilic cell-cell adhesion
Cellular component (GO): plasma membrane
Molecular function (GO): calcium ion binding
Source: RefSeq, a predicted model, not a curated record
CGACCUGUUCUAUUCCCCUGCGUCACUCAAAGUUGUUUAGGGACUUCGGAAGUUAGGGUGCGCUGUUGAUGUCUGCUAGUCCUCAGUCAGUGCGUCCUGCUGUGUAGUGGCUGUGCGUAGACACGUGACGACGUGACACUGUUCUACCACGUGUAAAUGCCAAUACAACGAACUUGCUGUCAUCUGAACAUGAAUAGUUAACAAGUCCCGGGAUGAUGUCUCUGGUGCUGCUGCUCCUGCUCCUGGCCACGGUGACAGCCGGAAACUACCCAGUCCUCGACGUGUCCACUUCCAUGAGGAUGCUGCUAGUGCCCUUGGACGCGAAGGUCGGCUCUGCCAUCUACCGCCUCAGAGGAACAGAUUCCGACUUCGAUUUUCCUCUACAAUUCGAUAUCGUUGGAGCCAGGACAGAGCCGCUGGUCCAUAUCGAGAACCUCCCCUGCUCCAGGAACCACUCGUUCUGCGAAGCGAACGUCUUGUUGGCCCGCCCGUUGGAACUGGGGCGAGUGUAUGACUUGAAACUGAGGCUGAGGGACACAAGGGGUGACACGACGAGUGUCCGGUGCACCAUCAGGGCAACCAACAGCUCCACCCCGAUGGACACCAUCUUCCCACAUCUGCCGUCGCUUGUCGUCGUUCCGGAGGACACGAAGAUCGGCACAGAGCUGGACUACGUAAUCACCCGCAAGAACCCAAAGAACACAAGACAUGCCGGGUUGGAGCUUAGGGGAUCAUCCAACUUUGCCAUACGUCAGAGCCUAGCUUCUGCUGAUACUGUGAAUGGAACCAUCAUCCUGACCAGUGAACUGGACUUUGAGCAACAGACCAUGUACAUGCUGUCAGUGUUCGCUGUGGAUGCCUACGCAGAACCAGACCUCGAUACCCGCAAUUUGGUGGGCUUCAUGCUCGCCAUUGCGGUGCAGGAUGUUCAGGACAUGCCCCCCAUGUUCACGUCUGUACCCCCCGUCACAGUCCUCAAUAACACAAUUCAGAAGGGUGACGUGUUUCUGACGGUGCAUGCAGAGGACAGCGACAAAGGAUCUCCUCGCGAAGUGCGCUAUGGCAUUGUCUCAGAAGGCAACCCACUCACACCUUUCUUCAACAUCGAUCAAAAGACAGGGAACUUGAGCCUUACGAAGUCACUGAAGGAACUGCGGAAGAUCACACAGCCAAUGCAACCCAUUCUGCUGACCAUCAUGGCGGAGGAGGUGAAGACAGGAGUCGACGAACCGUUCGCCAUGUCGAGCACGGUACAGAUCGCCCUCAUCAUGGCAGAACCGGACAACACCCCGCCGUACUUCGACAGCGACAAAUAUGUGGCCUGGAUGGACGAGAACAGUCCCCAAGGAAAUGCCCUCAUAUUUAACGACCCGUAUAUCGCAGAAAUAAGGGAUGACGACUUGGGAAAGAACGGCGUGUUCUCCAUAAGUCUGAGAAACAACAACGGGACUUUCGAGGUCUCUCCUACAGUGGGCGAGACGCGAGUGAAUUUCGUCAUUCGAGUGCGGAACAACUCCUUACUGGACUACGAGCAGCGACACUUCCUUGUGUUCACAAUCGAAGCUCGUGAGGUCGGUCCGAAGGCUUCCAUGUCGAGCUCAGCUGACAUCACAGUCUACCUCAGGGACCAGAACGACAAUCCUCCAGUGUUCCGCGAGAGGGUGUACAGGGCGGACCUGACAGAGAACGCUACAGCUGGCACCAAAGUUAUACAGGUGGCGGCAGAUGAUAUUGAUGAAGGCGUAAAUGGCGAAGUAGCAUACACCAACAUAAUGAGAGACAAUAACUCCCUCCAGAUUGAUAACAAGAGUGGCUGGAUCACUGUCAAAACGAACAGGCACAUUUUCGAUAGAGAGAGUGCAAAAGAGUUCCAGCUGUACGUUGUGGCUGCUGACAGGAACGGGCAAGGCAACAGUGCCACGGCAACCCUCCUCAUCACGGUUUUCGACGUCAAUGACCACACCCCCAUGUUCAUGAGGUCGGAUUAUGAGUUUGUGUUGGGGAAGGAUCUCAGGAGUCUGACCUCACCUGCAGUCAUAAAGGCUUUAGAUGGUGAUGCGGAGGCCCCUAACAACGAGGUUCAAUAUGAAAUUGUGUCGGGAAAUCGAAAUGAAAUGUUCCACAUUAACAUACGCACAGGUGUGCUGACAGUAACCAAUACAGAGGUCUCCAGUAAGAUUCGAGAGGAGGGCAGGAUUCAGAAGUUCAACCUUCUAGUCAGGGCGUAUGAUUUGGGGGUGCCUUACAGAUCCAACACAGUGCCCGUUCUUAUAUACCCGCCCGAACCGAAUGCCCGCAACAUGACCUUCAUCUUGAACGGAUAUCCGGUGGAUCCUAAAGAGACGGAAGAGAUUCUGUCAAAAGUCACCGGAGGUCGAGUGAAAAUCCAAGAUGUCCGGCCAUUACCUCUGAGGAGGAUUCGCAGCGAUGACUCGGGAAGAUCAUCAGAUGACAAGUCCGUUGUGUCGGCCAGAGUGCUGUAUGAUGACAACCCCACUGUGGAUCUGACGCAGUUCCAAAGUGCACUUCGGGGUAACAGGAGCAUGGACGUUGUCAAGGAGAAGGAGACAGUGGAAGUUUAUCGCCGAGCGGAAAGCGCCCUCUUCUGGAUCCUCAUGUUUCUGGCAAUUCUGAUUGUCAUCAUCAUCUUGCUGCUGCUGCUGUGCUGCAUCUGUCCAGGGUGUCCGCUCUACGCUAAGCCCAAGAAAGGAAGCCAGGUUGACACUCAGACCGUAGACGGACUGCACCUCUUUGCAAAGGACCACGGCCCAGGCAUGGAGACCAAGGCCGUGCAAGCCGAAGGGGCGGGACAUCGAAGAGAAGCUUGGAGUGCCGAUCAGCGUCAGCAGAGGCAUCAGUCCUGGCGGUUCAACAGACGGAAUGUACACAAUAAGGAGCACGAAGAGUUCAGAACUGGGCCGGACGACAGACAACUGGCUUACGACAUCAACGGGCCUGCUGUAGCCGCCACACUGGGCAUGAGAGGACCCGAAGACGGGCUUUCACUGCACAGCCUGCCCGCUCAGUACAUUCGCGUCCGAGAUGGACCCGCUGUCAUCUACACCCGCGAGCUUCAGGAUCUCCAACGCCAGGCCGACUUUCGACAUCGCGGUGUAUACCUUGAGGAUAUCGAGGGAGCAAGUCAGAUAAUAGACCACAGACAAGUCAGAGGAGGAAUACCCCAUCGUGACCUUCGAAUCAAUGCUGAGGAAGACCACGACACUGAUUCUAUGAGGAGGCAUGAAGUAGAAAGGGGUUCAGACCUGGGCAGAGGUAACGAUUACAGGCGCAACGACGCGAACAGGAAUAUUGUUAAUGAAGGUCGGGAAUACCGCUUGGUGCUCCAGCGGAGAGGGCAAGCGCGUGCAGACGAAGAAACUGCAGCAAAUCUGAGCAAAGUGGCGGCUUCCCAAAGGGAACAAUUCUACAUCCGCGAUGGGAAUGCCGAAAUACUGCGACUUGUGACACGAGGGAGGUCACUGGACGAGGAAGAGUUCGCUAAAGUUGCACCUGAACCUGAACAGAGACCAAUGACACUUGUUCCACCUCGACAACAUAAUAAUGUGAGGGCCGACAAUGGUAAGGAGAUCAUAAUGCAACGCUUUAUGGAGGACCAGCGUAAUAAUGGCAGCAGAGAGCAAGCAGAAGAAGAGGGUUCUGACCCAGGGCCGCUGGCGAGACUGCGUCAGCAAGACAUGCUCGUGAGGAGACUGUUAGAGGAAGAAGCGCGACUGAACAACACCUUGCUGCUCACUGAGGCUCUCGUCGCGCAGCGCCAGCACGAGCAAUUCCUAGCAACAACUGGCGAAAACAUCGAGACACAGAGCCUUCCUGGGCAGACCACCAUGGCGACUCAGACAGAUGUGGAUUCCAGCACGCAAACCGAGCCCUUUCACCUCAUGAGGCCACCCAGGAGACGUGCCAGGAGCGACAAUGACGACUCCUAUACAGAGGAGGAAGAUCAAGAAAGGCAGCUCAUUCAAGAUGACGGCGUGGGUUCACAUUCUUUAGGAAAAGCUAUACGUGAAUUUUGGAACAAAAAGCGUCGAAGUAAACGGAAACGCAGUUUGUUUCACAGAAGAGACUUGAGAUCGAGGAGGGUAGGAGGGAAGAGUGGCUUUCUUGUGCCUGGUAAAGGGCAUAAAAUCAAGACCCCAAUACUGGAAGAGACUGAGAGUGCACUGGACGCUGCCGAACGGCAACAAGGUCACGUUUCAUUCGGCAAUUAUUCGGAGAAUAAAACGAGCAUGCUGCGGCGCCGGAACAACAAAGCUAAAGUUGCUACUGCUUCCGGAGAAAUGGAGGUGACGAUUUUGCCGAAUCAGCUUCAAAGUGACUUGGAGGACUUUGAAGAAGAAACACCGACAGACUCGCUUGAGGAACGAUCGCCUUCCAAUGAGAAGUAUGUAUCACACAAUAAGAGGACUGAUAACUACGGUAGACUUCAACAUCCCAAGAGUCCUAUGGGGGACGUGAGGGGUGCAAAUAUUGAGGACAGUAGAUUGCAGUCUUCAAAAAUGCGUCAUGUGGGAUUUGAAAAUAGCGACACCCGUGGAAACAGUUUCCAGAAGAGGAAUGCUUCAGAUAUAAGACAUGACUCUGCUUCUGAGAAAGAUCGAGCUCGAACUGCCACUCUUGCUGCGUCUAGCGACACCUCAAGUGGGCGCCCAUCGGAGCAGGGAAGCUCAGCUGAAGCAGGAGGCAAUGAGAACGGAGCAAUGUCGGAAUUUGCUCAUGGAAGAGAUAAAACUCUCAUUCGUAGCGCAAAGUCUGAAACAGGAAUCAAUGCGUUGGCAUCUAGCAGGAAAUCCCGUCGCAGGUCUGUUCCGGACGAUAUGAAACUGGAUAAAAAGGAAAGACUAUCGUCCAGGAGAGGGUCCCUUUCUGAACCUGGCCGAAUUGAGAAGCAGCAUCUGUCGCAGCAACAAACUGUAGCUAGCAAAGCGAAAUCUUUAAACCAAGUUAACGACGUAGGAAAGACUGCUCCGGCGCAGAAAAAGGGUUCACGAUAUAUGGAGUGGUAUAAGACUAAGAGAGAAGAACGGGAGAGGAGAAAGAAGUUGGAAGAAGAGAAAAAGAAAGAUAAACAGAAGAAGAAACUUAAGCCCGGUCAAAACAGUACAACUGAUCCAAAAGUGACAAAAAACAGACAAAAUGAGAAGCAAGAGACAUUGACCGAAGGUCGAGGUGUACGGAAAAUAGUAAAGGGAGAAGUCGAUAAAGAGAUGGAAAAAGCAGAGGAGCAGAUUUUGAAGGUGACUGUGUUUGAUGAUGAUAUGGACUCUGGGAUCGCCAUGUCGUCUCUGCUGAUGGGUGGAGCUGGCAGGCGGAAGCGGAACCAGCAGCUGCUGGAAAAGAAGAGCGUCUUUACAAUCGCAUAUGACGACAUGCAAACGAAACAGCUUCGCCCAGACAGCAGUUCUCCUCAAUAUUAACAACGUACAUCUCCUUACCGAGAGCAUUGCAUCCUUCAAUCGUAAAUGUCCGUCGUUUUCGUGUUCUUCCUGUUGCUACAGUCUUCGUCUCUUUCGACUGAAGUAGAUUUGUGUAAAUUUGUAUUGCGAAUCUAUUUGAAAUGAUAAAUAUGAUUCCUUCCA